CUACUUCGUACCCCCGCCAUCGUCCACCCAUCAUCCACCACCGCAGUACUCUGCAAGCUCUUGCACCACCCUCGGCGCUCUCAAAUCCGUGCGAAAUCAGUCUCGGCUUGAACUACGACUCUUAUUGCCUCUCUGGCUCUUUCCGAAGAAACCCCAGGCGGCACAGGCACAGACGCACGCACCCCAUCCAUACGAAGUCCAUAGACCAUAUGUCGCGCGCGUCUGCCUCAUAUUCACGGGCUCGAUCGAACGCUUUUGCUCAUAAAGAGAGAGACACACACACAUAAACACAGGAGCAAGCGCGGAAGGGGGUCCUAGAAUUCUCCAAAGCUCAGGCAUGGAGCCCGCCGCCGCCGCCGCCGCCGCCGCCGUGGGGGCCGAGACGCUGGAGCGGGCGCAGGCCCGGCACCGUAGGGAGCUCAAGGACCUGCAGGGUCGCAUCACCAACAAGAAGAAGAACGCGACCAAGAAGACGCGCAAGGGCGUCAACGACGAGUGCGCCGAGAUGGAGCGCCAGACGCGCGAGCGGCACGUCGCCGAACUGGCGGCCCUCGCGGGCGGCGGUAGCGGGACGACAGCAGACGCCGGCGGCGGCAACGACCGUGACGACGACGACGAGAACAACCGUAGCGGAGAGCUCGAGGAGGCGGCUAGGAAGCUCAGUAUAGGCUCGACAAACGAAGCUGAGAAGAAACCUCCCCAGCCGCAGCAGCCGCAGCAGCAUCAGCAACAACAAGAAGGCGGCAAAAAGCGCAACCGCCAAAAGGAACGCCUUGCCCGCCGCGCCGCCGAGCAGGAAGCCGCCUCCGCACGCGCCGAGGAGGAAGCCUCCUCCAUGACGGACCGCCGCGCCCUCGAGAGCUCGUACAUGAAGAAGGCCUUUGCGGCCAACGAUCUCGUCGAGAAGGACAUUGAGCCCGACGGGCACUGCCUCUUCUCCGCCGUCGCGGACCAGCUGGCGCACAACGCCAUCCCCGUCCGCACCCCCUUCGCUGCCGCCGCUAGAACUUCGGCGUCCUCCUCCACUACGGAGCCCGCGUACAGGGUGGUGCGCAGGGCCGCCGCGGCCUUCAUGGCCGACAACGCAGACGACUUCGCGCCCUUCCUUGAGGAGGAACUGGACGCGUACGUGGCCAGGGUGCGCGACACGGCCGAAUGGGGCGGGCAGUUGGAGCUCACGGCCCUGGCGAGGCGGUACGGCGCCGAGAUUCGCGUCAUCCAGGACGGGCGGACGGAGCGCAUCGGCGAGGAGGAGGGCAAGGUGACGGGGAAGACGUUAUGGCUGGCCUAUUACCGCCACGGCUAUGGUCUGGGUGAGCACUACAACUCGCUGCGCAGGAAGACAACACCUUCACGGCCAGCCGAUACUUGACGCAACCACCCCAAUCUUUCCCCCGAUCGGCGACAGAAAUCAACACAUGUCAACUACUGCAUAACGACGAUGCUGGGCUUGAGGAAGCGCCAUGUAUAUACAUGGAGAGAGCAGGCGGCCAUCGUGACUUUAAUUCACAAACUUUUUUGGCGCAUUGGGCAUCAUUCUAUCACAGCCUCUGCCUCCUCAUUCUCUGGAGUUUUGACGACGCCCCACGGGCAUGUCGCCGACAUCACCGCGUCCACACGGAGAUGAAGUCCAAGACCGAGCCAUCCUCAGAUGUCCCGGCUGGAUGUGUCCGUGAAGGCUUGAUAAUGCUGAGCCGAUGCAGUUCACCCUGGCAAGGCUUGGAGCUGGGCUUGUGGACGACGGUCCCGUCGGUGUUGUACGAAACUUCCUCGCCGG
Molecule: messenger RNA, 1777 nt
Organism: Purpureocillium takamizusanense
Lineage: Eukaryota; Fungi; Ascomycota; Sordariomycetes; Hypocreales; Ophiocordycipitaceae
Gene: OTU2
Product: Ubiquitinyl hydrolase 1
Exons: 1
Coding region: 338-1372 (344 amino acids)
Biological process (GO): protein deubiquitination
Molecular function (GO): cysteine-type deubiquitinase activity
Source: RefSeq, a predicted model, not a curated record